UUGCUUGUGUUGGUAGGGUAGCUUGUGACGUCGUGGUGCUGCAGUGAUGGAGAGUGGGGGGAGCAGCCGGUGACCGUGGGGGGGUUAGUGGCGGCGGCGAGGCUCGGGACUGACGGGUAACGGUUCGUCUGUCACCAGUAUGGCUGUGCAUCACGUUACUGUUACCGGUGGAUAGAGGUGACCUAAAGAUCUCUUUUUAUAUUGAACGUGGAGAACCCCCCUAUUUCCUAGAUGAGUGGAAGGGUAUGCAGAAUGUCAGCCCUGGGCUCCAGAUUGUACCAUUGAGCCGCCGGGUAAAUGGAAGUCACCCUUGAGAGCCCGAUGAUUUCCGGUGACACGAGUUCUGCUUAGCAGCUCCAGCACCAAGUGCAAUGAGUGGGGGAGGGGAGCAGCCGGAUAUCCUCAACGUGGGAGUCCUGGUUAAAGAAAGAUGGAAAGUGCUAAGAAAAAUUGGUGGUGGCGGCUUUGGAGAAAUCUACGAUGCCCUGGACCUGCUGACAAGGGAGAAUGUCGCGCUCAAGGUGGAGUCUGCCCAGCAGCCAAAACAAGUACUAAAAAUGGAGGUGGCAGUUCUCAAGAAACUUCAAGGUAAAGAUCAUGUAUGCCGUUUCAUCGGAUGCGGAAGGAACGAUCGAUUUAAUUAUGUGGUCAUGCAGUUACAGGGUCGAAAUUUGGCAGAUCUCCGACGUAGCCAAUCCAGAGGUACCUUCUCCGUCAGCACCAUGCUACGACUUGGGCGACAGAUCUUGGAAGCUGUUGAGAGCAUUCAUUCUGUGGGCUUCUUACACAGAGAUAUCAAACCAUCCAAUUUUGCGAUGGGCCGGUUUCCCAGUACCUGUCGGAAGUGUUACAUGCUGGAUUUUGGGCUAGCGAGGCAGUUUACAAACUCCUGUGGAGAAGUUCGGCCGCCUCGAGCUGUUGCUGGAUUUCGUGGGACUGUACGGUAUGCAUCUGUCAAUGCACAUAGGAACAGGGAGAUGGGCCGUCAUGAUGACCUUUGGUCCCUCUUCUACAUGCUGGUUGAAUUUGUGGUUGGCCAGCUUCCAUGGAGGAAGAUCAAAGACAAGGAACAAGUUGGUUCCAUUAAGGAGCGCUAUGAACAUCGUCUCAUGUUGAAGCAUCUCCCUCCAGAAUUUCAUUUAUUUCUUGAACACAUCAGCAGCUUGGACUACAUUACAAAACCAGAUUACCAGCUUCUUAUAUCUGUUUUUGACAACAGUAUGAAGACCUAUGGCGUGGUGGAGAGCGAUCCAUUUGACUGGGAGAAGAGUGGCAUGGACGGUUCAUUAACUACCACUACCACAUCCACCACUCCUCAGCUUCACACUCGCCUGACACCUGCUGCUAUCGGAAUUGCAAAUGCCACUCCCGUCCAUGGGGAUCUACUGCGCGAGAACACAGACGAAGUGUUUCCUGAUGAACAGCUCAGCGAUGCGGAGAAUGGUAUCCCUAUUAUGGUUUCCCCUGAACGGAUCCCAGGAUCACCCAGUCAUCAGCGCCCCCAGGAGAAGGACGUUUGGGAGGAGAUGGAUGCCAACAGGAAUAAAGUUAAAAUGGGACUCUGCAAGGCUGCUGCAGAAGAAGAACAUAGUAAUGGUCAUGUAAAUGGCAUACAUAAUGCUCCAAGCCUGGGCUCUCCUGUGAGGGUUCGUUCAGAAAUCACACAGUUAGAUCGGGACGUUCCUCUUCUGCGUAAAUUACGUACUAUACACAGCUUCGAGCUAGAGAGGAGAUUGACACUGGAAUCAAAACCUGAUGCUGACAAGUUUUUGGAGAACUGUGUUGAAAAGAUCCAAAAGGAACCCAAUCUGAAAGAUUCACCAGCUGCUGAUGGGUCUUCACCAUCUCCUUCUCAACCAAGAAAGACCAUUGUAGCCCCGACCAAUGCUGACCAUGUGUGGCACUAUGAUGAUGAGUAUAUACCAGAAGGAUCUAAGCCAGGGUCAGCCAGUUCCCCAGAGCACUUGGAUGGUGUAGUUAGCAAUGGAUUUGUAGCAGUAAAUCUGAGCUCCUGCCGGCAGGAGGUUGACUCUAAAGAAUGGGUCAUUGUGGAUAAAGAGCGUGAUUUAAAGGAUUUUGCAUCAAAUGGGAAUAAAGGUCAGAAGGUUACUGGAAGUCCAUCAGAAGAGGAACCAGAGGUACUACAACCGUUGGAAGAAUCUCCUCAAGACGGACCUCCAAAACUGGCCUCAUGGUUAGAUAACAAUAAGAGAACAGAUGCAGGGAUUGAACUUGAUAUCCUGGUUACUUCAGGCCCUUGUAUUGAUAAACUGGAUCCUAUGUCAGGAGCUGCUGGCCAGCUGCUUCCAGCAACACCUACAAGCCCCAUGGAAGCCCAAGCUGAAGGGGCUAUCACACCGCUUGGUGCUUCUCACAUCCUGUUAUCCUCUACCUCAAGACCUGCUUGCAAUCCCAUACGCUUCACAAGCCCCAGUACACCCCAGUCGAGCCGUUCAGAGUCUCCACACAAGAAAGAGAUUGGCAUCCCCAAGAGUCAGUCAGCUGAGAGUUGCUCUUCUUCCUCUCGUUCAGCCAGCCGCAGGAAGCUACCUGCCAUUCCCCACGGUGCCACCAAGUAUCCCAGUGUAAUUCGAAUAUCAAAGUCCCAGAUGACGAUUCCUCGACCUUCUGUUACAUCAACCCAGUCUGCUUCAGAAAGCUUCCCUUGUGGACCACACUUAGAGAAAAGAGAUCGGGACUCCAAUGUAUUAGAAAUGCUAUCACCACAUGAGAAUCCAACAAGAUAUAGUACCAUAGAAGAUCUCAUUUCCUCUGGUACUAACAAAGGAAACCUGGCAUUAGAUUUAGACAAAUAUGGUCAGAACAAAGCAAGUGGCAAAGCCAUAGACCCAGGAGAUAAAGACUUGGUGAAUGGUUAUGAUCUAAUGCCAAAUGAGAAGAAAAGCAUAGAGGCUCCAGUACGCUCUCAUUCAGGCUCUUUAGUUGAGGGCAAAUCUGAACAAAAACAUAGUUUUCAUCCUCCUAGGCUUUCUCCUGGACAGUAUAAAAUCUCUGACGGUGUAAUGACUGAUAUUUAUGAAUCCGCAAAGACCAGGACUUGCUCUGUGCCAAAUGAACACUUAGAUCUUCAAGAAAUAAAGUUGGAAGCAGAUUUGAAUCCACAAAACGUUGAUGUGGCAGUGCCUACAGCAACCUCCCUUGAAAAGGUUCAGCAAAAUGGUUAUCACAAAGAUAAAAAUACAGUAUCUGCUAAUGGCUGUCCAGAAUCCAGCUUGUCCAUGUUACUUGAUCAAGUUAGUGACAAGGAUCAAAAAAAUGUUAACAAUGGACAACAGUUGGACCUAAGUGAUGGCUCUCAACAGUCUAAAAAGAACCACACAAAAUCAUCUCUUCCAAGUAGACAUAGCAGGAUUCCUGUUUUGGCCCCAGAGGUUGAUUCUGCAUCAGAAUCGUCCUCUCCAAUAUCUGCAAAGGAGAAGCUUUUUCUGAAAAAGGCUCACCAGACAGACCUUGCCAGGCUCUUAAUGGAAAAACGACAGAUUAAGUCAUUUUUCGGUGACUUCUCAAGUGCCUCUGACAAGUCUCUGGAAGAAAAGACCUCACCACCAGCUGUACGUUUAUCUGAGGAAGAAGUCUUCUUCAUUCCCAGAACAGUGUCCGAUUCUAACGUCCGGCAGUCUGACGAUGGAUUUGUAACAUCUCACAGUCCCCAGUCUAGAAGGAGUAAGAUCCCUCGUCCUGUGUCUUGGACAAGUAAUGAUCAGAUCAGCAGUGCCCCUUCAACGCCUUUUCUUCCAAGACCACCACCAGGAAAACCACCCACAAGACCAGGAGUGGAGGCACGCAUACGCAGGUACAAGGUUUUGGGAAGCGGUAACUCUGAUUCAGACCUGCUGUCCCGUCUUGCCCAGAUUAUUCAGAAAGGGUCUCAAAGGCAACGCAGUUCUUCCCAGUCCAAAAGCCCAGGUUCACCCCACAGCCCCAAAACUCCUCCCAAGAGCCCUGCUGUUCCACGACGGAGCCCAAGUGCUUCCCCACGCAGCUCUUCCUUACCCCGCACCAAUAGCACUUCUUCAUCAAGAGCAGGAAGGCCCCAUCAUCAUGACUCUAAAAGUUCAUCUCCGUAUGUGGGCCGGAGCAAAUCUCCACCCACUCUGUCUGGUUCUUCUUCUUCAAGACGGUCCUGUCAACAGGAUCAUUGCUGCAGCAAACAAAGUAAGAACUUAUCCAAGGGACCAGGUGGCACUCACCACUCUACGGGGAGUAAAACCAGCCGUGGAAAACCCUCUGUUCGAGAGGUGAAAGUAUCUAGUAAACUGAGCAGAUAGUAACUAGGCUAUGCCGCCUGAAUGAAUUUACCCAUCCUCGUGUAAUGCAUGUUAUGUAUGUCAUUGUAUAUUUCAAAAGAAAAUCCAAAUCAGUGUUGGUUUUAUGUUCCAAAAAAAGACUUGAAAACCCUUCGAUAUGUCAUUGUAACGGGAGGAAUGUCUAAGUAACAAUUCCAGGUUUGGUCUUUAGUAAUGGGAAACAAUCAGAUGAGGACAGGAGUGGUAGAGGUUAGUGGAGUUGCAGCCCACUCUGUUGCUGGUGGGUCCACCAUUGAUGUUCAGUUGAGACAACGGUUAAUAGGACCAUGCAGAGGUCGGAACAGAAGUUUUUUACCUUCUGAAACUUGCCAACUAACAUCGUAUUGAGAUACUGUAUGCGCAAAGUGCUGAAUAUGUCUAUGUAAUGUAUGAGGCCAGAUAUGUAAAAUAGUGAAAAUGCUGCAUAAACCGAAGCGGAGAACCUUUGAUUGUCAGGCACUUGUUCAACUAAGGACGUCUCUUCAUAGGUUCUUCUCUCCUCUCAUUUCUUUCAAGUUACCCUACAUUUUCCACAAUAUUUUCCUAUGUUAUAGGUGUAUGGUCACUUUUAAUUACCAUGUGUUUGAGGGUUCCGUCGGAAUUUCAAGCUUCCCCCCAUUUUUGAUGGUCUGUAGUACUAUUCUUUCCAUUUAAAAAUACUGCAAGCCUGACUGACCUCCUUGAAGUCAGUGGGGUUCGUCUUUGUCAGAAAUCCGAUCAAUCACAGCUUUAUGUCUUCUGUUCUCCAUGGGGUUCGAGUGAACAGCUCUACUUUGAGGAACUACAGAUUCAUCAGGAGAAGGUUUUUUUUUUUUUAUUUUUUUUAGGCAAAUAGUGCCAAUAUCUGAUGUUUUACAUGCACUGCCACUGUGUUACAUCAAUUCAGAUGUUUGAAGUGUUCAUGUAGGUUGGAUGCUCCUGGUACCUUUAAAUGGGUCCCCUGAAUUGUAUAACCCCCUUACUAUAGGAUUAGAGGUUAUAGGGAGAAAGAUG
Messenger RNA from Bufo bufo (common toad), 5300 nucleotides. RefSeq names its product tau tubulin kinase 2 (gene TTBK2). The record is from RefSeq and is a predicted model, not a curated record. The transcript has 16 exons. Gene Ontology annotation, molecular function: protein serine/threonine kinase activity; ATP binding. Lineage: Eukaryota; Metazoa; Chordata; Amphibia; Anura; Bufonidae. Gene Ontology annotation, cellular component: nucleus; ciliary basal body; ciliary transition zone. The coding region runs from base 372 to 4289 and encodes 1305 amino acids. Gene Ontology annotation, biological process: peptidyl-serine phosphorylation; cilium assembly; signal transduction.